AGCCGGGCGGCCAUCUUGGCUCGUCCGGGAGCGGCGGAGGGGCGGGGGGCAGGCCGGCGGGCAGGCCGGCGGGCGGGCACCCAGCUUCCCCAUCCCGGCCGCGGCUGGCGGGGUGCCGGCCUUCUCGGAGCCUGGGGCGGGCGAGUAUAGGCGAGCCGGGAUGCGAGCGGUGGCCCGGUGAAGCGGGGCCGCGGCGGGGGACGGAGAGGGAAGCCCGCUCGGCAGCGGGCCCGUGCUAGCCGCUGUUCCCCGGCUGCAGCGGAGAGCGGCCGGCGAGAAGAGCCGGGCUGCGCGGCGCCCCGCUGCCGCCGCCUCAUCCCCGCCCGCCCGCCCUGCCUCUCCCCCCCGCGGAGCCGCUCCCUCGCCGCCUCCUUCCCCUCGGCUGCAUCCCUCCCCGCUGGAUGAGGCGGCCCGUUCCCCGCUGCUGACCCCCGCGGACCCCGGCCUGGCUGUAGGAUGAGCCCGGAGGACUCGGAAGGGGCGAAGCAGCUCCGCUCCCUGAGGGGGAUCUAGCUCGGGCGCGGGGCGCCGCCGGAGGGCGGGGGGCACCGAAGCGACGCCGCCCCCCGCCGGCUCCCUCGUCCUUCAUGGUGGCUCCUUGCGACCACCCUCUCCGAGCAGACGUCCCGGGGGCCCGUCCGUGUGUCUGUCCGUGCCGCCGUCGCGGGCAGCGCGGCCGCCUGAGUGAAGUAAAAUGUCCACUCGGACUCCAUUGCCCACGGUGAACGAGCGCGACACCGAGAACGAUGUCGGCCCAUCAUUGGGGGAAGGCUUUUGCGAAAAGCACACGUCCCAUGGAGAUGGACGCCAGGAAGUUUCCUCUCGAACUGGGCGCUCUGGAGCUCGCUGCAGGAACUCUAUAGCUUCCUGUGCAGAUGAGCAGCCACAUAUUGGAAAUUACAGACUCCUUAAAACGAUUGGAAAGGGGAAUUUUGCAAAAGUAAAGCUGGCAAGGCACAUCCUAACCGGCAGAGAGGUUGCCAUAAAAAUAAUUGACAAAACACAGCUGAACCCAACUAGUCUACAAAAGCUCUUUAGAGAAGUAAGAAUAAUGAAGAUUUUAAAUCAUCCAAAUAUAGUGAAGCUAUUCGAAGUUAUUGAAACUGAAAAAACUCUCUAUUUAAUAAUGGAAUAUGCAAGUGGGGGGGAAGUGUUUGACUAUCUGGUUGCACAUGGAAGAAUGAAGGAAAAGGAGGCUAGAGCUAAAUUUAGACAGAUAGUAUCUGCAGUGCAGUAUUGCCAUCAAAAGCAUAUUGUUCAUAGAGAUCUCAAGGCUGAAAACCUAUUGCUAGAUGCAGAUAUGAACAUUAAAAUAGCUGACUUUGGUUUUAGUAAUGAGUUUACAGUUGGAAAUAAACUGGACACCUUUUGUGGCAGCCCACCAUAUGCUGCUCCAGAGCUCUUUCAAGGGAAAAAAUAUGAUGGACCUGAAGUAGAUGUUUGGAGUUUAGGUGUUAUUCUUUAUACACUUGUGAGCGGAUCUCUUCCUUUUGAUGGACAGAACUUAAAGGAACUUAGAGAGAGAGUGCUACGGGGAAAAUACAGGAUUCCUUUUUACAUGUCCACAGACUGUGAAAACCUCCUCAAACGUUUCCUGGUGCUAAACCCAACAAAAAGAGGCACUCUAGAGCAAAUUAUGAAGGACAGGUGGAUCAAUGCAGGGCACGAGGAGGAUGAACUUAAACCUUUUGUGGAACCAGAACUAGACAUCUCGGACCAGAAAAGAAUAGAUAUUAUGGUAGGAAUGGGAUAUUCUCAAGAAGAAAUUCAAGAAUCCCUUAGUAAAAUGAAGUAUGAUGAAAUCACAGCCACAUACUUACUGCUAGGAAGGAAAUCAUCAGAGUUGGAUGCAAGUGAUUCAAGCUCCAGCAGCAAUCUUUCACUUGCCAAAGUUAGGCCAAGUAGUGAUCUUAAUAAUAGCACUGGACAAUCUCCUCAUCACAAAGUUCAGAGAAGCAUAUCUUCUAGCCAGAAACAGCGGCGGUACAGUGAUCACGCUGGACCAUCCAUCCCCUCAGUAGUGGCAUAUCCCAAAAGAAGCCAGACUAGUACCACAGACAGUGACCUCAAAGAAGAAGGAGUUCCAUCAAGAAAAUCCAGCAGUAGUGCUGUUGCAGGAAGAGGAAUUGCACCAGCUAGUCCAAUGCUUGGAAAUGCCAGCAAUCCCAAUAAGGCUGAUAUUCCUGAACGUAAGAAAAGUUCGGCUGUUCCUAGUCUUCUCAGUCGUUCCUGGAAAAUUGACCGCCAACUUGGGCAUAUCUCCACCCUCUUUCUCUGUAAAGACAGAGGCAAAAAUAAUACUGCCCCCGGAGCAAUGACACGGCGCAACACAUAUGUUUGUAGUGAAAGAACCACUGCUGAUAGGCAUUCAGUGAUACAAAAUGGCAAGGAGAACAGCCUGACAGAAAUGUUCGCUUACGCAGCUAGCCCUGCUUCAGUUUGCACUACAUCCUUCUCCAGUGUUCGGCUGCGACAUCAGAAGUCGAUGUCCAUGUCAGCCUCUGUGCACACGAAGAUGAUGUUGCCUCCAAUAGACAAUGGCGCAGAUAACUUCAGGCCUAUCACUAUUCCCGAUCAAAGAACUCCUGUUGCUUCAACUCACAGCAUUAGCAGUGCGACCACCCCUGAUCGGAUCCGUUUCCCCAGAGGAACGGCCAGUCGGAGCACGUUCCAUGGCCAGCUCAGAGAGCGACGUACUGCUACCUACAAUGGGCCACCAGCCUCUCCCAGUCUGUCCCAUGAAGCCACACCACUCUCACAGACUCGAACCAGGGGUUCAACUAAUCUAUUUAGCAAACUAACUUCAAAACUAACAAGAAGAAACAUGUCAUUCAGGUUUAUCAAAAGGCUCCCGACUGAAUAUGAGAGGAACGGGAGAUUUGAGGGCUCAAGCCGCAAUGUAGCUGUGGAUCAGAAGGACGAGAACAAGGAAGCCAAGCCUCGGUCGCUGCGUUUUACCUGGAGCAUGAAAACCACCAGCUCCAUGGAUCCCAAUGACAUGAUGAGGGAAAUCCGGAAGGUCCUGGAUGCCAAUAAUUGUGACUAUGAACAAAGAGAGCGUUUCUUGCUUUUCUGUGUCCAUGGAGAUGGGCACGCGGAAAACCUUGUACAGUGGGAGAUGGAGGUCUGUAAACUGCCAAGACUGUCCCUGAAUGGAGUUCGCUUUAAGCGGAUAUCGGGAACAUCCAUAGCUUUUAAAAACAUUGCUUCCAAAAUUGCCAAUGAAUUAAAGCUGUAACAAGAAAAAUAGUUAAGUUGUAAAUUAGUUAGCAAUUUCAAGUGUUUUUGAGAAUUCCGAUGGAAAUGUAUAGAAUAACAUUUAGGCAAUAACUUCUGCAUCCUUCUGAAUAGUGAUAUUAAAAAAAAAAAAGCUGCUGAGCUGGGAGGGAGAGUUGGACUUUUUUAUAAGUGCACUACAGCAUUAAAGUUGCCUACUAUGUAAAAUAUUACCCCUUCUGCUUUAUUUCCAUUGCUCCUAAGUCUUUGACAACAAAUUGAAACACAGAAUAUAUUCAUUUAACUGUGCCUCCUGUUUGUGUGGACGUGUGAAUGUACAGUAUGUGUGUAUAAUAUAUAAAGUAUUAUAUGUAAACAAUUCAUUUACAACAUCGAGCUGUACCAGUACCUCUUUUUGGGCUAAUUUUGGUGCUAAAAAUUGAAAUGGCCAAGGAGGAGACACUUGAGUUAAUAUUUAAAAUAACUGAAGCGAUAACCAGUAAAUGCAGGUUUACAGUUCACUGCUUUGUUAAGGAAAAAAAAAGUGUGUGAAGGGUUUGGAUUUACGGUUGUGAACAUUAUUAGUCCUGUUUUCUAAGUAGAUCUCAUGAGAUUAUUAAAAAUUCACUUUUACUGAGUAA
Messenger RNA from Apus apus (common swift), 3857 nucleotides. RefSeq names its product microtubule affinity regulating kinase 3 (gene MARK3). NCBI's taxonomy places the organism in Eukaryota, Metazoa, Chordata, Aves, Apodiformes, Apodidae. Gene Ontology annotation, cellular component: cytoplasm; plasma membrane. Gene Ontology annotation, biological process: intracellular signal transduction; protein phosphorylation. The transcript has 21 exons. Gene Ontology annotation, molecular function: protein serine/threonine kinase activity; ATP binding. The record is from RefSeq and is a predicted model, not a curated record. The coding region runs from base 695 to 3238 and encodes 847 amino acids.